Messenger RNA from Anopheles gambiae (African malaria mosquito), 1210 nucleotides. RefSeq names its product MORN repeat-containing protein 4 homolog (gene rtp). The transcript is spliced from 4 exons. The coding region runs from base 489 to 962 and encodes 157 amino acids. Lineage: Eukaryota; Metazoa; Arthropoda; Insecta; Diptera; Culicidae. The record is from RefSeq and is a predicted model, not a curated record.
GUGGUGGUAGUUGCUCAUGCUCGUGCAAAUCCACAACGCACUCGCACUCGGUGACGCGCGCUUGGCCAGAUCGGAUACCGUGGAUCCCUCCCGAAGGGUUACGCUCGCAACCAACACGGGUAUAACAGUCGUAGGUAGUUGGUGUACUAUUUGGUGUGUACUAGCGUCAACGUGCUGAAAGUGAAAACGGAGCUGAUAGUGGAGGCGGUGAGCAGGGUACCAGACAGGACCACUUUUUACGGGAAAUCGUACAAAGAAUAAUUCCAUUUCACGACCAUCCAUCGCGCAUGGUUCGGUAAAUCGGAUUGCCGCCGUAUCGUAGCUCUCUAUCCCACCGAGCUAGGGAAGCCAAACGCAACAAGGUGCCGGGUUUGGUUGACGCGUACCGUGCGCUCUGCGGCAGUCACAGUGUAGCUAGCGAUCGGAACAGGCCGCGUUCUAACACGCUCGAAAGCAGAGGUCCCCCCCAGCUAGAGCACGGCGCAGAAAUGAUGGACAGCGUCCAGACGGGUGUGGUCAAAUGUGGCGGCUAUCGGUAUGACGAUGGGACGCGCUACAUUGGCGAUUGGAAUCAGCGCGGUCAGAAGCACGGCAUGGGCUCGAUGAUGUUCUCGGACGGCACGCGGUACGACGGAGCAUUCAGCAAUGGCGUGUGUUCCGGGCUCGGCGUGAUGUGUUUUCCCGACGGUGCCAAAUACGAGGGUGAAUUCAUGCAGGGCUGGUUCCACGGUCACGGUGUGUUCUGGCGGGCGGACGGCAUGAAGUACGAGGGCGAGUUUCGCGGCGGACGCAUCUGGGGUCUGGGACUGAUUACGUUCAGCGACCAGAGCCACGGAUUCCCGCGCAACGAAGGCUUCUUCCAGGACUGUCGGCUGGUGCGGAAGAAGCGCUGCCCGGACGUGAUCAACCGUGCCCAGAAGGUGGCACUCAUGGCACGCGCCCAGUGCGACCAGGGCAGCUAGGUGGUGCAGCGUGUCAGCGUCGGGCAGCUGCAAGGAUUGGUUCCUUUUUUAUUGUUACGUUUUUUUGUUUGUUGUACAAGUUGUUCUGUUUUUUUGAACAUGUGUUUUAGUGGAGUGUUCGUUAGUUUUUCGUUUCGUGAUAUUUUAAGGAGUUUAUGUACAUAAGGGUCGACCAGGCAGAGCUAUAGCGCUAAUAUGUACCGUAAUUGAAUUCGUCGAAUAAAUAUAAAUACAAGGCCAACGUUGAA